Triplophysa rosa is the source of this 1392-nucleotide messenger RNA. RefSeq names its product bystin-like (gene bysl). Gene Ontology annotation, biological process: rRNA processing. The record is from RefSeq and is a predicted model, not a curated record. NCBI's taxonomy places the organism in Eukaryota, Metazoa, Chordata, Actinopteri, Cypriniformes, Nemacheilidae. Gene Ontology annotation, cellular component: cytoplasm; nucleolus; preribosome, small subunit precursor. The transcript has 6 exons. The coding region runs from base 120 to 1265 and encodes 381 amino acids. Gene Ontology annotation, molecular function: snoRNA binding.
ACACACGCAGAGCGCCAUUUGCUUCGAACGCACGUGUGUUCUGCGUGUCAUGAGUUGGAGUCGCAGUGUUUAUUACGAAGUGCUAUAAUAUAAAUCGUUUAAUGUAAUUUAUCGUCAUUAUGCCGAAGCUGAAGAAAAGUAAGAGCGGAGCGGAGCGCUGUGGUUCCGCGCUCGGACUCGCUGAUCAGAUCCUGCAGGGAGACUCGGUUCGGGUGAGCGGUCGCGUGAAGAGCCGGAGCCGAACUCUCGAGGAGGACCAGGAGUACGUGGACGAGAAACUCUCGAGAAAAAUCCUCCAACAGGCCCGAAUCCAACAGGAGGAACUGCAGACUGAGUUUGGGGUCACACCUGAAGCCAAAAGACAACCGGCGACACAACUAACGUUAGGGCGUAACCUGUCCUGGAGUGUGGCGAAACAGCGUAGAGCCUUAGAUCAGGCCACCAACCGUGCAGGGAGCGAGCGGGAGACGGUACGGAGAACCACAAAGAGACGCAGAGGAAGACAAGGAGACGAUGUUCUGUCUAAAUAUCGCAGCGGGAAACUGCCCAAAGCGUUUAAGAUCAUCCCGGCUCUGUCAAACUGGGAGCAGAUCCUGUAUCUGACCGAGCCUGAGACGUGGACCGCCGCUGCCAUGUAUCAAGCCACCAGGAUUUUCACCUCCAAUCUAAAGGAACGCAUGGCCCAGCGGUUCUACAAUCUCGUGCUGUUGCCCAGAGUUCGAGACGACAUCGCCGAGUACAAACGGCUGAACUUUCACCUGUACAGCGCGCUGAAGAAAGCUCUGUUCAAACCCGGAGCCUGGUUUAAAGGAAUUCUGCUGCCGCUGUGCGAGUCGGGCACGUGCACGCUAAGAGAAGCGAUCAUCAUCGGCAGCGUCCUCACCAAAUGCUCCAUACCAGUGCUGUACUCCAGUGCCGCGAUGCUUAAACUGGCAGAGACGGAAUACAACGGCGCCAACAGCACCUUCCUGCGCCUGUUACUGGAGAAGAAGUACGCUCUUCCCUUCCGCGUGCUGGACGCUCUGGUGGCUCACUUCCUGUCGUUCCGUACGGAGAAACGGACUCUGCCGGUGCUGUGGCAUCAGAGCCUGCUGACGCUGGUGCAGCGAUAUAAAGCCGAUCUGUCGUGUGAACAGAAGGAGGCUUUACUGGAACUGCUGAAGAUUCAAACACACCCGCAGAUUACUGCUGAGAUCAGACGAGAACUUCAGAGCGCUGAACCCAGAGACGUGGAGGACGUCACGCCAGCCAUGAGCGAUGACUGAGACACUAUCACACAUCUCAUCUGAGCUGCUUUAUCUCAUCGACCAUAACAUGAUAGAAUGUGUGUUGUUAGGUUUGCUGUCGGCGUAUCUUUGUAUUGCUGGUUAUUAAAAUCAUAUUGUAUGAACA